Lactuca saligna is the source of this 1116-nucleotide messenger RNA. NCBI's taxonomy places the organism in Eukaryota, Viridiplantae, Streptophyta, Magnoliopsida, Asterales, Asteraceae. The record is from the annotation of a GenBank genome assembly.
AUGGGAGACAUGGAAUUCGCUAAAGUCCACAACUCCGUAAUUUUUCUCGAAGACCCUCCUGCAACUCACAAUGACUUGAAAUUCAUUGUGGAUGGUUUGAAGAAAUCCUGGUUGGUUCAUGCCCUAACUACAAGUCCUACUAUCUACCAGAGUUUGAUUAAGGAUUUCUGGAGGAGUGUUGUUGUAAAGAAUAAUGAUCAGGGUGAAAAUUUUGUUGAAGCAACAAUCGAAGACAAGAAAAUUCAAAGCAUAUGGGAUACGAGGGAACCUUUCCCCCCUACAAUUAAGAAGUUGCUUCCUUUGUGUUGGAAGUAUUUGGCUCAUGUGUUUGUGAGCUGCAUUUCCGGCAGGAGAUCGGGAGCAAACGAGAUCUCUCUGGCCAACACUGGUGCCAUUGCAGCAUUGGCUGCAGGAUUUGAGUUCAAUUUCUCAAAAUUUAUAAUGAAUGAAAUGAUACUAAACCUUGAAGGGAGAAAAAGGGACAAAUUCUGGAUGUAUCCAAGAUUUUUGCAAAUCAUCCUUAAUGUGACUCACCCCGAGCUGCAGAGAGGAAAUGAUACUUUGGAUUUCAAAUCCAUUGGUCCAAGUGCUUUUGGACUAAUGAAACAAAAGAGAGGCGGGAAGUUUGUAUUUGAAGGAAAAUUUCCAUUAAUAAAAUUUGGAAUUUUUAAAGAGAAUGAUAGAGAAGAAUUAGAAGAACAAUCCAUUCCGAUGCAAAAUGAAGAUGUUUUUCAUUCUCCCUCUGAGCCAGAAGUGGAGGAAAUUCAUGACUCUCCCACAGCUUGUGGGGCUGAUGAACAUGAUCUUCAAAAAGCAAAUGAAUCAAAAUCUACUCGAGAGGAUGAUGAUGAUGAUGAUCUUUAUGAUGAUCUAGAGUUUUUAAAAGAAAUUGACUUUACGGGGAUUAAUGAUGACAUUCCAACAAACAUAGAGUUUGAUCUUGGUGAUGAAAAUUUUGAUCCUUUUCUUGAAAUUCCCAACAGCCGUGUUAAUAAAGUCAAUGAAGUUGCUUCUUUAGCAACCAAGACUAGAGAUGAAGGAAAUGUUCUCAAGAUUCUACUCUCUACUUCAAAGCCCUUCGAGGUUGCACCAAGCCAAGGAGAUGUGACAUCAUAG